GCACGAGUUGGUCUCCACCUGCGACGUCAUACAAGACCAACUAACAGUUAAACAACAUGGCGGCCACUGGAAAGAAGUCGGUUUUGUUCGUCUGCUUAGGAAAUAUUUGCAGAUCCCCAAUUGCUGAAGGAGUCUUCAGGAAGAUGGCAACAGAUGGUGGUGUUGUUGAUAAGUGGGUCAUAGACAGUGGUGCCACAUCUGACUGGAAUAUAGGCAGCUCACCGGAUGCCCGUGGUCUGGCCUGCCUCAGGAAACAUGGCAUUGAGACAAGCCAUAGGGCCCAACAGGUGACCAAUGACGAUUUCAUGAGCUUCGAGUACAUUCUCUGCAUGGAUGAGAGCAAUUUGAGUGAGUUGAACAGAAGAGCAAAGCUCGUAAAAAACAUCUCAGCAAAGAUUGAGCUUCUGGGUUCAUAUGACCCAGAUAAGCAGCGCAUCAUUGAAGACCCAUACAAUGGGAAUGCCAAAGACUUUGAAACGGUGUACGAGCAGUGUACACGCUGCUGCAAAGCAUUCCUGGAAAAUAACUCCUAACAACAUGCAGCCUUAGAUGAUCUUUUCUGAAUCUGUUGAAUAAUAAAAAAUUAACCAAAUCGGUUUGGACUGUCUCACAUGUCCUUGAAUGACCAGGAAACCCAUUUGUUUUUCGGUAUUGUAGAUGUUAUACAAACCACACAUUAUGUAUAUUUGGAACGAUGCUGCGUGAAAUGUACAUGUAUGUCAUAAUAAAAUGGAAAAGAAAAGA
This is a messenger RNA of Cyclopterus lumpus (lumpfish), 744 nucleotides long. RefSeq names its product acid phosphatase 1 (gene acp1). The record is from RefSeq and is a predicted model, not a curated record. Gene Ontology annotation, molecular function: acid phosphatase activity; non-membrane spanning protein tyrosine phosphatase activity. The transcript is spliced from 6 exons. NCBI's taxonomy places the organism in Eukaryota, Metazoa, Chordata, Actinopteri, Perciformes, Cyclopteridae. Gene Ontology annotation, biological process: protein dephosphorylation. Gene Ontology annotation, cellular component: cytoplasm. Bases 57 to 533 code for a protein of 158 amino acids.